AUGGUUAUUGAACAUUUACCAUACAGCUUUCAUGUUGAUUUUAUUGUUUUACAUACGAGUAUUUGUAAAACAACAAUAUUUCUGAUUUAUUUCACAAAUCAUUUAUCCAAUGUGGUGUUAACAUUAGCAUCAAUAGAUCGAUUUAUAUUAAUCUAUUGUCCAUCGCGUUCGAAACGUUAUUGUAAUAUCGAACGAGCUAAACAAUGUGUGAUUAUUGUUGUUAUUAUUUUGUUUCUCGCUAAUGCACAUUUUUUUUUCGGUUAUGAAAAAAUUCUUUUAAAUGAGAAACAAUUGAAUGAGUUCUAUGACUGCAACAUCCGACGAGAAAACCAUUUGUAUCGUACAUUGUUCCGUAUCUAUGAUUCUUAUGUGGAAUCCGUCUUUUUUGUUAUUGUACCUUUUAUAAUCAUGUUUAUUUGUUCGAUAUUAAUCAUUUUACAAAUCUUUGAAACGCGAAAAACGAUUCGAUACAAUACAAAAGUUAAGAAAACAUUUCAAGAACAAGGUACAACUCGUUUACGUGAUAAAGAUAUUCAAUUAUGUUGUAUGUUACUUGGAACCACAUUUGCUUUUCUUGUUCUUUGUUUACCCACUGAAAUCAAUGAUAUUUUACUUUACACAGAUCGAGAACAUUCGUGUUCCAAUUGGUUCCGAAAGGUUUUUCUCAUACUAUUACAACAGAUUUAUUAUGCCGGACAUCUGUACAUUUACACAUUAACCGGACAAUUGUUUCGUAGACAUUUAUUCGCCAUAUUUUUUAAAGAAAAUCAAACUAAAGAACAAGAGAAUCGAUCUUUUCCAGCAAGACUUCUCGGUAAUAUUCAUAGUAAAUAUCAACGGUACACAAGUCAUUCGAAUUUACCAGAUCAAACAGAUGGAUCGAAAACAUCGUUCACAACAACUAGCUUUAUCAAAACAUCGACACAUCGAUUACCAACAAGAACUAUUCAAUCGAGCGAGGUUUAUACUUCGAGUGAUCCAUCACAAAGACUUCUUUCCGAUUCGAAAUAG
Messenger RNA from Adineta ricciae, 1011 nucleotides. The record is from the annotation of a GenBank genome assembly. NCBI's taxonomy places the organism in Eukaryota, Metazoa, Rotifera, Eurotatoria, Adinetida, Adinetidae.